UUUUUGGAAAAUUUUGCUCGUGGCUGCCGGUGGAGAGCAGCCCCCCCCCACCCCGGAGGGUUGAGUUCAAGCUAACUUGCAAGCGCCAAGUGCCCCCCCCCUCCACCCCGUCCCACGCAUGAAGACGUCGAGCUGCAGCUCGAGGAAGUCCAGACAGAGAGAAAAGCGGGAUCCUGCCGGCCUCUGCCCCUUCCUGGCCGCCCCUUCCCUGGAAGGACGAGUCCUCCCGCUUCGUCCCGGGGAAGCGAAGCUCCUGCUCCCCGCGGUGCCGUGCCACGCAGUCGUUUACGCGGGGGCACCGGCUGCCGCCCGCGUUCCCCCUCCUGCGGCAAGGCGGGGUUUGGGGGCGCUCUGCGGGCCCGGUUCGUCUGCGCCCACGUUAAACCUCUCCAGGUGCUGAGCCGAGAUGGGUUUCGCCGAAGACAAAGUGUACGACCACAUUUUGAGAAACCUCAGCAAUUUCGGGAACAUCCACGUGACGUCGCUGGCCCAUUCCCUGACCUGCCUCACCGAGGCCGACAGGGAUGAGCUGCAGGCCCGGGAGGAAAUGCGGGGCAGGCACACGGCCGUGUUCAAGCUCUACCAGUUCCUGAAGUGCCGGCGGGGCUGGGUGCCGGAUUUGAUCAACGCGCUGCACCAGAACAACGCGGGGCACCUGGCGGAGGAGCUGCAGCAGCUCUACGACUUCUACCGCAUCCCCGGCGGUGCUCCCUCCUCCUCCGUCAGCGCCCGGAUGCCGUCCGUGGGGGCAAACCCCGCUCCGGGUGCCCCGAGGCCCGAGCAGCCGCGCCGUGAGCCGCCCGCCGGCAGCCAGCCGUCGCUCCUGCCCGGCGCCGCGACUGCUGCGAGCUCGGCUGCUGCCAGCACGGACUUGGACUCCAGGGCCCCAGUGCAGGAAUCGCUCCCGAAGGAGCUCCCAGAGCGAGAGAGUCCCCCUCCGCCUGGCAGCGUGGCCCGCGACGGAGCGAGCGAGGGGCUCCGCGGAGAGGGGUGCGUCCCGCUCCCUCCUGAUGCCGCGCGGGCGACGGCGGAGCUCCCCGGCGCGGCCACCGCGGCCAUGCCGCAGGCCGGCCCGUCCGAGCACGGCCGGGACUGGCCGAGCCGGCAGCAGCACCCGGUGUGCGUGGAUAACGGGUAUUUUGGGAACGCGAACCACCUGAACCGUGGCGCCCUGCGCCUGGGAUCGGGCAGGUCCCUUCCGCUGGGAGAUCCGAGCGCUGCUCGCAGGAACGAACCCGAAGAGGUUCACUACGUCUCUGCUGAGCUGCCUCCGAGACCGGUGGAGGCCGUUCACGUCGGGGAGCCGCGGCCCCCGGACUCGCUGAAGACGCCUGCGUGCGGCUCCGGGCCCGGAGAGCCCCCGAGCAGCUUCGUGGACGUGCGCAACCCCCUCCUCAUCCAAAAAGAGUUCGACGCGGAGCAGAAGCGGCUCGGGAUGCUGAGGAGCAGCGGAGGAGAUGGAGAUGCUCAGGUGGAAGCAGCUCCUCCAGUCUCUGCUCCAGCACCCACAGCCACUUUCACAUCAAGCGGUGCUUCCUUGAAGGCUCCCGUACAGGAGGGAAAACUGGCUGCGGGGGAGAGAGCCGGCAGCGCCCCAUCUAUACCAACGAAGGAGAGAGUGCUCCCAGCCUCGGCAGCCCCUUUCCUGGGCACAACCGCUGUGGGCAGCUUCGAAGGCACGGCUGGAAGAAGGACCCCCCUGGUGAGCUCUGCUGGGAACAUGCAGGUGUUUCGCACCUACGCAGAGGAAGACGUGGAGCUCAGCAAGCCGGGUGUUCUCCUCUCCGCGGCGGGAGGGAACCCGGAGGGGGCCAGCAGAUGUCUGAGCUCACGGUGGCCCAGCAGUUCCUAUUCAGGGGACUCCGAUCGCCUCGAGUUAAGUAGCGACUCACUUAUGCUGAGCACAGAUAGCUUGAGCCACGGAGAAGCGCUCUCUAGAGCCCCUUUGGGAUGCUGGACCCCAGCUCCAGUGGCUCAUGCAGACCCUGCAGGAGAGAAGGCAACAGCAGCAAACCCCUGUCCACCUCCAAGCACCUCGCUGGUCACCCACGAGGUCCGGGUGGACCAUUACCCCAGUGUCCUGCUUGGUGCACCCCAAGAUCUCCCGCAGGGAGACAGUCCCUUCAGAAACCCUCCAGCUUUUGACUCGAGCACCAACUCCAACUUGUCUCAGGCCAAAGUCGUCCCAAGAGACAGCAAUAGCUCGUCUUGGUCAUACAUCGCACCAGCUGCAGGCAUUGCACUGAUUUCGGCCGUGGCUUUUCUAGUAUAUGCUCGACUGCAGAAAUAGUGCUAGAGCAGAGCAAAAAGAUGAUGGGAUGCCACUAUCAUCACUCAGCCUGAACGAUUCCUCGUUGAAGCAGGAAUUUGGCCAAUGUGCUUGAAGCCUGAAGAACUGGAGGGUUGGUAGGGCCUUGUUAACUCUCACUAGAAGGUUUCACUGACAGAGGCCUUGGUUGCAUGAUGCUGUUGGGUUUUGGUAUGUUCCUCUGUUUCCCAACCAUCUUGUCCUUUCUGUUGCACUUGUAGAGAGGGUCUCACUCAGGGACCAAUCCCCUGAGUCAAAAAUCAAAGCCUUCCUGGUGAUUCUCCGUGUCUUCCUUCCAGUCCUAGAAGACCCUAGGGAAAUGUUUCCUAGUGGUCCAAAAAGUGGCUUUCCAGGGAAGGGUUUUGCACGUGUUCUGAAAAGAUGGAGCCGAUUUUGUCGGCUCUGCUCAGCUUGACUUGAAAAUGCACCCGAGGGUUUGCGCACCAGCCUUCACCAGGUGCCCAGCCUCAUGUUUGCCUUACGUUGUAUCUCUGGCUCUGACGCUGGGACCUUGGCCCAUCUCUGCUAUCCUUUCCUGCAGCACUGGGCAGGCAGCAAGGACUGUGGUGCAGCAAGGCCUGCUCCCCUCCGCUUGCUCCUGCUGAGGGACUGAGGUCAACCUGGCUGAGUGGCAGGGCACGGCUGGCGUUUCCACCUUGCGAAGCCUUAACUGGUGUGUCUCCUCGCUGCUGGGAGGAUCUAACGAAGCAAAGUUUGUUGCUGUCACGGGAAGGGGAAGUUCAGUAGCUCCCGAGGGCUUUGCGACCGUCACCGUGAUGAGAAUGUGACAGGCCAGACUGCGUCCACGCUUUUGCUCAGAGCAUCCUCCCCUUCCCUUGUGGCGCGGGGUCUGGGAGGGCUGGCGUGCAGCUUGCUUUGGGCGGUGAUGGGGCUGAACGGUUGCUCCUCUCUUGGUGAGGAUGAAGUACCUGUUUUCCCUAGCAGCUCCUGCAAGGUUUAAUCCAGGAGCGCUCCUGUGAGGCUGCUGGGCUAUGUCCACGCACAGGCGGUGGCCCUUGAAGCCUGCUUUAAAUAUAAUGGGAUCUAUAAGGUUGUGACAGCCUUGUGGUCCCUGAUGUGAAGUGCCUUCUGGUGGCACAUCAGGUGCCUUCUCCGUUCCUUCUGUGGUGCCAUAGGCCACGUUGCACUCCGUACCGCUGUCUGGAGGGACACGCAGUAUGAGCUCCUCGCCUCCUUGGCAGCACGGCUCUGCUACUGCAGAGCCUGUGGAGCUGAACGCCCUGCAGGAGGCCCUGCCUGCUCGUCCCUGCUUUACCUGCCACUUGUGUCACUCGCUCCGGUUACUGCACCUGCGAGAGUCGUUUUUUUUUUCCCACAAAUGCCAGAGGAAAUGCUGGGGACUUUGGAAGUCACCUGCCGGCAUCUGCCUGAUCCCAAGUCCCCACGCUUCGUAACCGCCCGGUUCUGAGCCAUGUGGCUGCUUCCCCAGCUUUGCCUUACAAUUUCUGGUUUACUGACUUAGCAUUACCAUUCACCUGGGGAAGGGAGCUGGGACUUGGAGCCUGUUCUGACUCAGGCCUUAUUGGACCAAUUGCUCUCAAAGCUGCAAACAGUUCUGCCCGAGGCAGAGAGGGGCUGGGGGACUUUUGGUCGAGUUUGUGGGGUUGGCAGCUGCUGACGCUUUCCCUUUCCUCAGCAGUGCAAGAAGCACCUCUCUUAAAUGAUGAAGGUGACAAGUACAUGCAAUAGUGAGAUGCUGUUGAGGUUUAUGUUGAUGCGACUGGGCUGCAUUUUAGGGCGAACCUGAGCUGCUCACAGCUUGCUUGCUCUAGUGAUGUAUCCAUCAGAGGAACGGAGCGUCCUUUUAAAUGCAAUGCAACUCCUCUGCUGGGAGAGGUGACACGGGGGCUGUUCUCCCCUUUUGAAGACAGGGUGGUGACUCGUCCAAAACCUCCCUACAAGCAGGGCAGAUACAGGACUCCAGGAAUAAUCCAGGAGUCCCUAUUGGCAGUCCCCAAUAAGCUAUUUUUUUUCUCAGCUUCAGUAAUUUCACCAGGGAGAGGUUUGUAUAGACCUGUGACCUCUCCAUGAAAGCUGCAGCUUUCAACACUUCCAAUUGCUCCAUUUGCAAAAGGUAUGAAAAUCUCCCCAAAUCCUUCCUCCUCGUUAAAAGACUGGUGUUUACUACUGAAUGUUGUGCUGAAAUAAAGCAGAAAUUAUUAGCAAAUAUCCAUACUGUAAAGCAGAGAGUAUUUGAGCCUGUGUAACCACAUUGCAUAAUGUCAGAAAAUUCAACCCUCUAAAGAGAGGGGGCAGCAGGGGUCUUCUCCAUGUGCUGCUGCAUGAUUCAGAGGACAUCUGUGAGAUCCCAAACCAGCAGCAUCCGCACCAAGGCCCUCUUCUCUAAUGCUUUACUUGUCUAAAAUUCUUCAUGCAUUUUUCCGAUACUUUUUUAGCAAUGGCAUGUACAUUUUUGCUUUCACAUUGAUUCACUCUUGUGAAUCAGUUGGUUUAUCACUACUUUGGACUUCAUAAAUGUGUGUUCAUUUUCCUCUGUAUUUAGUGUGAAAUACUGGUAUUUUUUAGAGCUGUAUCGUGGCAUUUUGAAAGCAUGAUCAGCAGGAGAACCUGCAGGAGGGAAUUGUGUCCCUGCAAAUCUUUUAGAAAAGAGAAAGCUUUUUGCGAAAUACAUAAUAAAAUUGUUUGUGAUCUAACACUCAA
This is a messenger RNA of Rhea pennata, 4990 nucleotides long. It is a transcript of the gene MAVS, whose product is annotated as mitochondrial antiviral signaling protein. Lineage: Eukaryota; Metazoa; Chordata; Aves; Rheiformes; Rheidae. The transcript has 6 exons. Bases 407 to 2290 code for a protein of 627 amino acids. The record is from RefSeq and is a predicted model, not a curated record.